This is a messenger RNA of Caenorhabditis sp. 36 PRJEB53466, 1462 nucleotides long. The record is from the annotation of a GenBank genome assembly. Lineage: Eukaryota; Metazoa; Nematoda; Chromadorea; Rhabditida; Rhabditidae.
AUGUCUUCCACAGCCUCUCCGAUUCCCGUCGAUUUCUACAAUUCGUUGCCGCCGUCUAACUAUUCACUGUUCGAUUUGACGGUCACUCCAAUGUCCUACAAAGACCGAAUCACCGUGGAAUUCAUUUUGAACGGAAACUCCUGGCUCCUCAGCUCUUUCCUUUUCCUCUUCGUCCGAUUCAGAAGAAGCAUCUGGAAUUCCCUCAAGGUCUCUCUCCUUCUCUCACUCUCCCUUUCCAAUAUUUCCCGUUCAGAGUACAAUUGUGUUCGUCACAGUCGGCUCGUUCCUUCUGAAUAUUCCGCUGCUUCUGUUCCAAGCGUGGAUGGUUUUCAAUCUUCAAAUGGCAAUUCAGCCCGUCUAUUCCAUUUUUGUUUGUUCUUUUCUCAAAAACCUCUGCAGUUCGACGACGUCCGCGUACCAAGUGCUUCCCUUCGUGAGUUCCUUUUCCGCCCAUCCAAUUCAUCCACAAUUUUCCAGGCAGUUUCCCUCUAUCGCUACCGGACCGUCGUGCUCAAAGGCCAUCCGGGACCGUUGUUCGUCGUCAGUGUGCACUUUAUUGUCACGAUGAUAUUUGUGAGUGAGACAACACUCCCGCAGAUAUUUUUUGAUUUCAGAUAUUCUACGCGUUUCUCAAUUAUCCGUUCGGCGAGAAUACCAAGAACGACGUGUGCUACACGCUACGAUUUAGCAAUGCGAUGGAAUUAAUUCGUGUGAGAAUUUCUGUCCCUUUCAGGGUUUUUCGGGGCUCGACUUGGUAUAAUAUACCUAACUGGAAAGUCUCAGUCCGAUCGGGUCUAGAGAUAUAGUGAGUACUUUCCGGCUUCAAAACACACCUCGAGAUGAGGUAAUCCAAUCGGGCUGAAACUUUCCAGGAUAAUAAUCCCAAGUGCGUCAACAGUCUCAUCCCCUACAACCUCCUAUUCCAGAUCUUCUCCACUCUCUUCUUCAACAUCGCUGCCAUUAUUGUCAACUGCGUCAUCCUCCGAUUUGUGAAACACUUUGAAAGUGAGAGCAAAAGUGAUGUUUUCCUCUGCCCGGUGCCUCCCGAUUUCAUCCCUUCUUCCCUAUUCAGACGUUCAAUCGAAACGUGUCCAGCUGACGCAGAGCCUGCUCAUCCAGUCCGUCAUCCCCGUGCUCGUCUCACUUCCUCUUCUGCUCGGCUCUUUCGAGUUCUACUUCGGUCAGUUUUCCCCGGGCCAUCCCACAGUGAUCCCCUCCGCUUCCAGGCAUUCCGCUGCCCAGUUCGUUCUCUUCCACGUGGUACGCCACCACUUUCCUCGGUCCUUUUCUCAUGCCGCUCUCCUCGAUUCUCGGCAUUCGGAGUACCCGUCGCGAGCUUGUCAACGUCCUGCUCUGCGGAUGUUUCCCGCAUCCACCGACCCGACAGAGCCAAAUGAAGUCAGCCGUCACCGUCAUUAUGGUUUCGAAGCACAGCACUUUUACCGUCAGAGACGACGACUAG